UUAUUGUUGCUGGUGCUGGCUCACAGGCGAAUCCAAAAAUCAAUUAAGUUAUGAAAAAUACCAUUAAUUGCCUUUCUUUGUCGCCGCAGCUCAUGAAGAAAUGGCGGAUCUCCAGAGGUUGUUUGUUUGAAGGCAAGCGCUUCGGUCCUAAUGGCGUGUAUAGACAGGAUAAAGCCCAUCGCAGCCGACGGGAAUAUUUACGUUUAGUAGAGAUACUGAAGACUGAUGUCCAAAGGCGCAAGAAUGAGCUGAUGGUUGUGGAAGUCUGCAAGAAGACAUUACAAAAAAGAGAGAGGCUGACUGGAAGAUGCCCAGAAAAAAACAACAGAAUCCACAGCCAGUCAAGUUGGAUUCUGAAGAUGGUGUAGCUAUUGAAGCUCCAGGAAACCUCAACUUAGACACAGACUUCCUUCUGGGACAAGACCUUGAGUUUGAUGAUCCAGAUCAUGACGACAGGAUUCUAGGCUUGGAAAAGUUCUCAGAGGUGGCUGCUGAGAUUGGCUUCUCUGUGUAUUCUCUGGGUGAUGAGGAAAGUCCUACCUACAGCCAGCUCAGUAUGGAAAGUGAAACUGACAACUCUCGCAGCACGACUGACAACGGGAGGGACGACGAGGGACGCGCAGCCCAGUCCGAGCCCAGCUUUCCUCCAUACCUGUCCUGCAGGAGCUGCAGCCAGCUCCGUGACGAGCCGCUGGGGUCUGGCAUAGACCUCGUCAGCCCAUACUGCCUAAGGUGCUGCAAAGCCUCCAGGGAAGCCAAAAGCACAGACUUCUGUUCGUCUUUUGGAGGCAUCAGUGGGAUUCGCUCGGGCGCCCAUUCACAGCUUGACGGGGAAGCGGUGGCCAACGGCAUGGGCGACAAAGCGCUGACGGCUGAGGACAAGUCGCCGAAACUGCACUCUUGUCAUCUCUGUGGCUUCUCCUCGCGCUACGCCAACCACGUGAAGCGUCACAUGAAGACGCACAACGGGGAGAAGCCCUUUAACUGCCCCCUGUGCACUUACGCCUCGGCGCAGCUGGUGAACCUGCAGAGACACCUGCGUAUUCACACUGGGGAAAAACCAUACAAAUGCGACAGCUGCACUUUUGCCUGCAGUUCCCUUGGUAACCUCAAGAGGCACCAGCGCAUGCAUGUGCCCUCCUCAGGGGCAGGACAGGAUGUUCCACCAGGAGCUGCCAAUGGCCAGAACAGUCUGAAGAGGCAUAUGACUGGGCAAAGAGCUGCUGGGGAGGAACCUGGUGCUUCUACCAAGGAGCUUUCAAGGCCAACGUCAAACCUGAGUUUGGGAGUCCAGAACAAUGACUACCUGUCGGCCUUUGAUGGUUUAAAGGGGGCAUCGCCGCCACCCAUCCCACCUUCUAACCCAGCCUCUGGUCAGCAUCCCCCACCUCUGCUGGAGACCACAGACAGUGGCAGCAGCAGGGCAACCAGGGGCAACAUAGCAGAGAGUGCCGCCCUCCCUCCCCCCCUUUUCCCUUAUACUUGUCGAUUGUGUGGCAUUGUGCUGGAGGAUGAGGACGGCUCCUCAGCCCAGAUCUGUGCCAAGUGUACCCUUGAUAUGUUGACCAAGGACUCCUCCUCGUCUCCUAACAGCCCCGGUGAACGCAGCGACAAGGUGUACACAUGUGCCGCCUGCCCCUUCCUCACACACUACCCCAACCACUUGGCACGUCACAUGAAAACUCACAGCGGAGAGAAACCCUACAAGUGCCCCCAGUGCGAUUACGCCUCGGCGCACUUCGACAACCUCAAGCGCCAUCACAGAGUACACACGGGCGAAAAACCGUACAAGUGCCAUUUGUGCGACUACGCUUGCGGGAACCUGGCCAAUCUGAAGCGCCACCAGCGGGUGCACUCGGGUGCCAAACCGUUCCAGUGCGCCGUGUGCAGCUACAGCUGCAACCAGAGCAUGAACCUGAAGAGGCACAUGCUUCGGCACACCGGAGAGAAGCCGUAUAAGUGUCAGGAGUGCGGCUACACUACCGGCCACUGGGACAAUUACAAGAGGCACCAGAAGAAACACGGCUUGGCCACGGACGGCUGGGUGAAAGUUCCAAUGACUGGAAACGGUGAAGAGGAAGAAGUAAGGAAAGAGAUGGGAGUUGGUGUUCAAACACACAGGAAAGAAACAGGCGUUGAUAUGCAGUAUAUGCCUCGGGAGGGAAAUCAGACAAUACACCCGUGCUACAAACUAGAGAUUGUAUAAAGUUUAACUCAGCAGAACUAAGCUACCAGCAACUUUUGUUUUUUUUUAAUCUUCACAGAGCCUUUAUAUUAUUUUUGUGUGUUGGUCUUUACUGUUUUGUCAGACGUCUUCAGAGGCUGCUAAUUGUUCAAUUAUAGAAUCUCGCACAAUUAAAAAAAAAAGUUGUUAAUGUUUUGAUGCCUUUUGGAUCGAGUGUCUGUUCAGUUUGACUUCUACUGUGUCAAUGAAUGGACUGUCUAUACUGAAGUCAGUGUCUUAUGUGUUAUACCACACUAGUACUGUAUGUUAACGUUUAUUAUAAAAACCGUUCCUGCUCUCAUAGCAAUGCAUAUUUAAAUACCACAUAUCACAAAAUACUAGGAAAUUCCCCCAAGUGCAUGGAACCCAUGCUAAUGGAGCUGAUGUCCUAGUCUGGGUCUAACGUUAAAUUUUGUGUUACAGGAAUAAUGUCCGUAAUAGUAAACAGGGCAGCUUUAUGUGAGUGUGGUUUCCUCUAAGGGACCCAGAAUCACUGUCUUUGCACUGGAGCGCAAGCUCUGGUAAUGACAAGCCUUCAGUGAUGUAUGUACUACUAGCAAAAUGCUAGUUAUUAGUACUUUGUUUAUUGCUCUAUAUAUAUUUACAUGUAGCUUAAAAACCUAAGUAUCAGCGUCUUUACCCAUACUGUAAUUUCAACUAAACCCAGGUUUGUAAAACAACAUUUCUAAUAAAUAAAACCACUGAAUUUUAACACUAAAAUCGCAUGCACACAUAUCUUGGAAGCUGCCGUCAGUUUUGAUUUGGUUGUAUGGUUCAAGAAAAAGCACAAUCGUACACACACACACACACACACAGUUGCAUUUGGAAGGUUUAUUCGACAGCGUCAUUCGAUGUUCGGUAGGGCGGGUUGAUAUUUUAUGUGACCAUUAAAUGCAAACGAGCAUGCUGAACAAAAGCAAACGUGACUAUGAUGCCUGCUAUACAUCACUAAUGUCUGCCGUCAACGGGCCAACUGAGAAGCGCCUGAGGCAGAAUGAACCAUCUUCAUUUUGAUUACUGUGAAAUUAGCCCAUUCUUGCUUUCUACUUGAGAAAAAAAAGAUUAGUAAGCAUGUGAGUGUUGUUUGAGUUUCUAAUGUGGCUGUAAGACACUGCUAGAAAUGCAUAAUUUAAUAUAUAGAUGCGUUUAUUAUUUUAAAUGUGUCAUCUAGUUACCAUGGGAAGAAUAGGGACUGAAAUUGCAUCUUUUUGUUAAUGAUUAUUAUAUGCAAGUGACAUAUUUUUCAGGUUGCCAGUUUGCUAGGACACAGUGGAUUAUUGAAUCCAUUGAUUAGUACCGACAUCGCCCAAGUGUCCGUUUUUUUCCUUAUGCAGUGUCUCAUAAAUGCCUUAAAAUGAGGAUUUUGAAAUAAACAUGGAACUCAUUACAUUGAA
Messenger RNA from Betta splendens (Siamese fighting fish), 3618 nucleotides. It is a transcript of the gene znf513a, whose product is annotated as zinc finger protein 513a. NCBI's taxonomy places the organism in Eukaryota, Metazoa, Chordata, Actinopteri, Anabantiformes, Osphronemidae. Gene Ontology annotation, molecular function: RNA polymerase II cis-regulatory region sequence-specific DNA binding; DNA-binding transcription factor activity. The record is from RefSeq and is a predicted model, not a curated record. Gene Ontology annotation, biological process: regulation of transcription by RNA polymerase II. Bases 308 to 2206 code for a protein of 632 amino acids. The transcript has 5 exons.